Messenger RNA from Durusdinium trenchii, 1310 nucleotides. NCBI's taxonomy places the organism in Eukaryota, Dinophyceae, Suessiales, Symbiodiniaceae. The record is from the annotation of a GenBank genome assembly.
AGGUGGACCUUCUGCAGGAGGAGGAGAUUGUGCAGCUGGAAGCGUUGCUGAAAAAGAUGAACCCCAAGGCGGAGCUCGUGCGCUCCAGCUUCGGCCAGAUUGAUUUGAAGCUAGCGCUGAACACGCACCGCUUUGACUUUAAUGAAGUCCAGGAUAUGCCCGGCUGGUUGCAAGAGCUCCGGGGUGUUUCCCAUGUGCCAGAAACCGAGGAGUACAACAUCUCCAGUUUGGUCUUUCGUUCGGACAAACCCUUCCAUCCCGAUCGGUUGGACCGGCUCAUGGCCGAGGGCUUCGAUGAUUUGUGGCGCUCCAAGGGCCUCCUGUGGGUCGCGGGCCGGGAUCAUGCGGCGCUGGUGUGGGGGCAGGCGGGGGGUGCGGUGAAGCUGGAAGCGGGCGCCUGGUUGCACGGCAACGUGGAUCCCAAACUGUGGCCCCCUCACCUGGAGAAGUACAAGAGCAAACCCUAUGGAGACAAGCGCACCGAGUUGGUCUUUAUCUCUCGGGAUCUGGACAAGGAUGCACUGCGCCAACGCCUGGAAGAUGCGCUCGUCACGGAGGAAGAGUAUCGGCUGGGGCCGAAGGGUUGGGAACAAUUCAUUGAUUGAAAUUCCUCCACUUCGCAGCUGAAAUUGGCUGGAAUCGGCGGGUCAAUUCCAAAGGCGGCUGGGAAUGUCCUGAUUUGCGAGGGAUUGUAACUUCUGCAUCAUUUGAGGCAGCUCGAACUUGUCAGUCUGGAUGGUGUUGGGCGAACGACCCAGAUGCGAUGUGCACAGCUUAUUGCAGCACGACUUGUCUCGGCCAAGUGAAGCCGAGCUUUGAGGGGUUGAUUUCGAUGAUUUUAGUUAGGAUGCAAACCAGCCAGGUCGAACCCCGCAGAGUCGACCCAGCCAGGUCGACUUUUUGGUAAUUUCAAGCUACUUUCAUCAGAAACGCACCCGGCUGGUUUGUAUUGUUUAUUUUUUUUGUGGAGGAAUUCUACCUGUUCUUGGUACCUAUUGAAACUUGUGGAAACUGAGAGGUUGGGUUUUUGUUGUUCUAUGUGUGUGGAGGGUAUGUCCUUCACAUUUGAUGACAGGUCAAGCAAACGCAACCUGGUUCUCUGGUUUUGGUCUGCCAGCAAAAGGGUGAUCAGCUGGGAACCAAUUUGUGCAGAUGAGCCCAGAUGUCCCUUUUCAUAAGCAAGACCAGGUUGUGAUAUUCAACAGAUUGCAUCGUGCUGCAAAAAUGGCCGCCAACUUUUAAGUCUUGCUAGCAAUUGAUUUUAGUUUUCUAUACAUUUGUCUUGCAAGUGUUAAUUGAUCCAUAAGAAA